Molecule: messenger RNA, 746 nt
Organism: Aureococcus anophagefferens
Lineage: Eukaryota; Pelagophyceae; Pelagomonadales; Pelagomonadaceae
Gene: LHC9
Exons: 3
Coding region: 12-746 (244 amino acids)
Biological process (GO): photosynthesis, light harvesting in photosystem I; response to light stimulus
Cellular component (GO): membrane
Source: RefSeq, a predicted model, not a curated record
CGCAUAGAAAAAUGAAGCUCGCCCUCUCUGCUACGCUUAUCGGCUCCGCCGCGGCCUUCGGCGGCUUCGGCGGCAAGAAGGCGCCCGCGAAGGCGGCCGCCCCCGUGUCCCGCGGCACGGGCCCGUCGAUCCCGUCCAUCGCGCUGCCGUGGACGGAGACGAACCUCGACGGGUCGCUCGUCGGCGACGUCGGCUUCGACCCGCUCGGCUUCUCCAAGUACGCGCCCGGCGCGUGGUGGCAGGGCGACGAGGGCGACGGGUCCCUCAAGAUCUUCCGCGAGGCCGAGCUCAUGCACGGCCGCAUCGCCCAGCUCGCCUGCCUCGGCUGGAUCUUCCCGGAGCUCUACCACUUCCCGGGCAAAGACGACGCGUUCGCGAAGAUGAACCCCUACGAGGCCGUCGACGCCAUCCCCUCCGCGGGCUGGCUCCAGAUCCUCGCCUUCAUGUCGUCCCUCGAGAUCCUCCGCGUCAACCGCCUCAAGGACCCCGCCUACAUCCCCGGCGACCUCGGCCUCGGCCAGGGCGAGGGCCGCUGGAACCCCUUCGGCUUCGACUACACGGCCGAGGAGUACUACGACAAGCAGCUCCAGGAGAUCAAGCACUCGCGCCUCGCCAUGCUCGGCAUCGCGGGCCUCGCGGCCAAGUCCUCGGGCACGGACAUCGGCGUCCUCCAGCAGCUCGGCGAGUCCUUCUCCAGGCCCGAGUUCGUCUCCAAGGCCGGCUUCUACUUCCCCGAGGGCGUGUAA